This is a messenger RNA of Acanthocheilonema viteae, 1995 nucleotides long. Lineage: Eukaryota; Metazoa; Nematoda; Chromadorea; Rhabditida; Onchocercidae. The record is from the annotation of a GenBank genome assembly.
AUGACCUCUGACCGGAUUGCAUUCCUGAAUCGAUACAAAACAGUAGACAAUGAAUUUUUGGAACAUUCUGAAUGGAUCCGUAAACUUCGGACACCAUCAUUGAUUGGAAUUGGGAUGCAUAUGAAUGAAUUAAUGUGUUCAAUGCCAAAAAGUUGCUUACUGUACAAUUUUACAUAUGCUAGUUUUGGUGAAGUACCAGCCUUUCUGAAUUUAUUAUUUCAUGGACUAUUUGAUAAACAUUUCACGAUUGAAAUGCCGUAUCAUUUGGGUUCAAUUUUUGCAACAAAAAUAGAUUUCUUUGCUGUAUUAGCCAUCUUUUGUGCAUCAAUCAUAUUAUGCUGUAGCAUUCGAGUGUUGACUACCGUAUCGAUAAUAAUGGUAACUAUAUGUGCCUUGGCAACCAAUAGUACCGCAUUUGUUGGCUUCUAUUUUGCUGAUCCAAAUAAUUGGUUGGCUGCUGGCUUUUUCAAAGAUGGCACUAUCGGUAUGCUAAAAGGUGCAUCAAAUUAUUUAUGUACUUUUAUUGGUAUUGAAACACUCAGUUUUUUAUUGGAAGAAACGAAAAAUCCACGGAAACGACUUCCACUUAUCAUGCCAUUUAUAAUUACCGCUCUAACAUUAAUUAUGUUUUUAACAACAAUGGUGAUUACAUUGGUUGCUGAUAUCACAACAUAUCCCAACGAUAUGCUUUUUCCAGAUAUUUUUGAUAAACUUGGGAUACCCUCCGCGAAAUAUGUGAUGACAGUUGGAUCAGUUUGUGGCUUAUCCGGAACAAUGCUUGCAAUAUUUGUGCCAGCAACAAGAAUUUUAGCAUCACUUUGUGGCGAUAAUUUACUUCCACUAAAUUUACUCUCUCAUACGAGCAAGAAGAGAGGUGUACCGUAUCAUGCAGUUCUAUUAUGCGCUCUACUCUCAUCUUCACUUAUCAUUCUCAACACCGUCAAAUUAUUUGCAAUUAUUGCUUUCAGUACUCCAUUAAGGCUAAUAUUACUCGCUUGUUUGGUAUACAAUCAACGAUAUAAUCCGAAUAUUGUUGGAUUACUUCGUGAAACAGCAUUUUAUCGUGUUAUUCAUCAUAAACGAUAUAGAAUGCAUUCAUAUAUUUCUACAAAUGAUAAAGAUUCAACAUCAUCAAUUACUCUUUCCAAAUGGAGUACAGAUGAUGAAAGCAAUGAAAUGAUAAGCGGUCAUGAAAUUUUACAAAAUAUCAUAGCUCAACAAGAAGCACAAUGUAAUCAAUGGCUGGAAAAAGCAUUUUUCUCCAAGAAUCUGAAAUUGAUUCAGUCGCAAUCGUUAACGGAAAAUCUGAAGGAAACGACGACGAAAUUUUGCAAGGAUCGAAAACGACCAUCACUGUUAUCACUUGAUAGUAGUUAUCACUUUGGUCAUAACUGUAUCAGAUCACCUUGCGUUAAUGCUACAACUGAUAUCAAUAAGCAUAAAUUUCACAUUUUUGAACAUGACAUUCCGGAAUUGGCAUAUUGGACCAAUUAUCCUGGAUCGAUGGACAGUUCGGAGAAUUUUGACAAAACUGACUAUAAACGUUCAUUGAGAACUUUAUCACUUUUCUUUGUAAUUUCCGUAACUAUUGGAUUUCUGAUCUUAAAAACAGAAAGCGGCUUAACAAAGCUCUAUUCAAUCUUGCUAGUAUUACUGGCAUGUCUUGCUUUGGGAUGUCUCGUAAUGAAUAGUUCCCAACAAAAAAUUAAUCCGAUGAACAAUGAGCGAAGCUGUAAAACACCUGUAUUCCCGUACCUUACACUUUUUACAAUCUUUCUGGCUACACUGAUAGCUUGCACUACUGAUUACAUCACAGUUAUCGAAUUUAUCGCUUGGAUUGUUGUUGGAAUAAUACUCUACGCACUAUACGGCUACAGGCAUAGCAAAGAAGCUCGUGCAUCAUUGAAUAGUUUGAUCAUUACGAACUGUAUGAUAACAGAUAGUUCCUCAACCGAAAUCAUGAAUAAUACCAAUAAUUAUCAAUCUACUGGAUGA